Anastrepha ludens (Mexican fruit fly) is the source of this 669-nucleotide messenger RNA. RefSeq lists its product as uncharacterized. Bases 1 to 669 code for a protein of 222 amino acids. The transcript is spliced from 2 exons. Lineage: Eukaryota; Metazoa; Arthropoda; Insecta; Diptera; Tephritidae. The record is from RefSeq and is a predicted model, not a curated record.
AUGGACAAAUGGACAACACGGACCGACACUAACGAACUGAGGAAGUUAGGAACUUCCUCAGAGGACGAACUCUUGGCCUCCAGCCAAGAGACGGUUGAUGGCAAAGCUGGCCACAGCACGCCAUCAACCCUAAAUCAACCAUCCACAUCCGCUGAUGCCAAGGGGCAAAAGCGCCAAAACGCUAAAAAAGGCCCGUCCAGGUAUAAGCUUUACCAGAGGUCUCUGACUAUUCUCGAAAGAAUAAAAAAAAAUGAGGCUGAAGGGAAAACUCAUCCAAAGGACGCGGCCGAUAAGGCAAGGUGCCAAAAGGUGGUCGAUGAGUACCUGGCGUUCCAGGCCACCCAGAAGGCAGAAGCCGUGAAACGCAAUCGUUCGCAGGACGAAAGCGACAAACCAACGAAGAAGCACAAAGUGUCGGUCCACACAGCUUCAAUACCAAAACCAACCAAACGCUCAUUUAAUGAGGUGGCACGGGAUCACCUGCAAAUAGCGUUGGUUGACGAAAUAUCUAACCGCGGUAAACCUGCAUCGGAUAAGUGGUCCGAAAUCGAGGCACGGUUGUCCCGCAUUGUCGUCGAUCACGUCAUGGCAAACCCGGAGGGUCAUGUGCCAGGAUUUGAUUCAAUGGAGUCAUUGAUUAUAAUGCGAGACAAAGCGUCCGCAACGUGA